Serpula lacrymans var. lacrymans S7.9 is the source of this 516-nucleotide messenger RNA. RefSeq lists its product as uncharacterized. The record is from RefSeq and is a predicted model, not a curated record. The annotation marks the transcript as partial. The transcript has 4 exons. NCBI's taxonomy places the organism in Eukaryota, Fungi, Basidiomycota, Agaricomycetes, Boletales, Serpulaceae.
AGAGUAAACAAACCACUCACGUGUUUCCAGUGGUUUUGCAAGGCGGCGGCGCUUGUGGGAAGGCUGAAUAGCCAUGGCAUGCGGCCUGGAACAGACGUUAUGCGCUGGCUGCAACAUUGUUUUAUGGUGACCAGUGUGACAGGAGGUGUGAGCAUGGUUGAGAAUGGGAUACUUGCAAUCAGUCUCCAGGAACAACAAGCCAACACCAACAAACAAAAGCACAUCGUGUUCACAUUGAUCACUGCAGGUGCAUUGUGCAUUUUCGGAGGGCUCACAUGAAUUCUAUCCGAAAUGGUAUAAAAACUCUCAAGGUUUACCUUGCCAUCCCCGCGUCCUUUCAUGGACUCGGGAGUGGCCCAUUUUUCCCUUAGCCUCCCUCGUAUUGACGCUCUGACAAUAUUUGGUGGAAAUGCAGGAAAUAGGCUACUGCUCAAUUGCACUCCAUCCUCAGCACUGGACCCACACAACUCAACAAGUCCUUCCCCCUCAGCAUCUCCGUUGGUGUAUCACAGGAGC